AUGUCGUCCCCUGCAGUGAGCAAAGCACCCCCCAAGCUCGGUUCGAAAGCCGGAACCCCCUCCAAACUCCGCAAGGCCUCAGGCUCGAGUGCCGCCUCCAAACCCAGUUCCAGUGUCGCUGAAUCUCCCAAGCCCGUGAAGAAGACACCCGCCCGCAAGCUCACUCCCAAAUCGCCCAAACCCAUCCAAGACGACGAACAAUCUAUCCCCGAGACCCCCUCUCCCAAGUCGAAGAAGAAGGUCCCUUCAUCUGAACAGCGUCGCCCUAUCUCUCCACCAGAUGAUGUUGCUUCCCAGGCUUCGGGAUCCCUAGGCGGAGUCACAUCUGGAUUGACCGGAAAGGCCAAGGGUCUUGCUGGAAAGGCAAAGGACACUGCUGGAAAGGCAAAGGACACUGCUCAAAACGGAAUCCAGACUGCCACAAGUGCUAUUCCUCUUGACCUAUCUGCUUUGAAGGGUCUUUUCGUCGCCGAUGGCGGAAAGAUCCUAGGUCAGGAUGGUAACCCAUUGGGUGAGGUGGUGGAAGGUGACCCGGAGGAUUUGGUCGGUCAAACCGUUGGUGAUGACGGUGAGAUCGUCGAUGAGGAGGGUGACUUGAUUGGUCGCGUGGAUGUUCUCCAUGAUGCUGUCCAGCAAGCUCAAGAUAUCCCCGACGAUGCUCAGUCUAAGCUUGAUGAAGUCCAAGACGAUGCUCAGUCCAAGCUUGGUGAUAUCCAGGACGCUGUCACCGACCUCGCAGAGUUGGAGGGUCUACCUGUUUCCGAUGGCGGUGUGAUCAAGAAUGCUGCUGGUCAGGUCUUGGGACGAAUUGUCGAAGGUGACCCUGAGGAUCUCAUUGGAUACACUCUCAAUGACUCUGGUGAGAUCGUGGAUGACGAAGGCGAUGCCAUCGGCCGUGUGGAGCUUCUUCCUAUCGAGGAGCAACAAAAGGCCAUCGAAGAGGCUGUCGGCGAUGCUCAUGAUGAGGUCGACGGUGUCAAGGGCGAAGUUGAUGAAGAGUUUGAGGACGCCCAUGAUGGCCUCCCUGUCGACGACGCCACGGAUGCCGUGGAUGGCGUUGCUGACGAUGCCGAAGACACUCUUGAUGACCUUCCCGAAGAUGCCGAAGAUGCUGUCGAAGGAGUUCCCGAAGAGGCCGAAGAUGCUCUUGACGACCUCCCUGAAGACGCCGAAGAUGCCGUCGACGGUGUCCCUGAAGAUGCCGAGGAUGCUGUUCCCGAUGUCGAGGACGCCAAGGAUACCGCCGAAGACGCUGUGGAAGGUGUCCCUGACGAUGCCGAAGAUGCCGUCGAUGGUGCGAAGGACAACGCUGAGGUGGAUGUCGAUGUCCCCGAAGAGGAAUUGGAAGACAUUGCCUCGAAUGUUCAUGAGGCUGCAGAGGAUGCAAUUGAAGACGCAACUCAGCGGAUUCCUGAUCUCGACACCCUGGAAGGCCUCAAGUGCAACAAGCGCGGAUUCGUCAUUGACGAAGCUACUGGAAAACCCGUCGGUGAAGUCAUCGAAGGCGACCCGAAGAAGCUUUCUCGUCUUGGCGCCACCCUUGACCAGGAAGGCCAAUUCUGGGACAACCGAGGAAACGUGAUUGGAAAGGUCAAGGCACUCCCCAUCGAAGACGACAAAGACGAGGAAGGUCCAUUUGCCGGACUGGAAGGUCUUGUCGUUGGCCAAGAAGGUUUCGUCGAGGACGAGAACCAGACUCGCGUCGGAAAGCUGGUUGAAGGCGAUGCCAAGAAGCUUCUCGGUCGCGGCGUUGACGAGGAUGGUGAAGUGCUCGAUCGCCACGGCUCUGUCAUCGGUCGCGCCGAGCGCUGGGAGGAGCCUGAGCCCGAGGCCGAAGAGGAGGAAGCUGCCCCUGAUCUCUCUGUGCUCAACGGAUUGCGAUGUAACAAGGCCGGAUGGGUCAUUGGACCCGAGGGAUUCCCCAUUGCUCGCGUUGUGGAGGGUAACCCUAAGGAACUUGCUGGCAAGAAGAUUGAGGAUGGUGAGAUCUUCGACGGCAAGAAGGUCGUCGGUCGUGUCGAACUCAUCCCCGAGGAGGAGUUGGAGAACAAGCCUGAAGGUCCUUUCGCCGGCCUAGAAAGCCUAGUCGUCACAAAGGAUGGCUUCGUUGAGGACGAGGAAGGAUCGAUUGUCGGAAAACUCAUCGAAGGCGAUGCGAAGAGACUUCGCGGCCGCGCUGUUGACGAGGAUGGCGAGAUCACUGACAAGUAUGGAAAUGUCAAGGGUCGUGCUGAGCCUUACGAAGUCCCCGAGGAAGAGGAGGAGGUCCCUGUUGAGGAAGAUCUCUCGUUGCUCGAGGGCAAGGUUGUCAACAAGAUGGGCAAUGUCGUUGAUCCUGCCACUGGCGCUGUUGUCGGCCGCAUUGUCGAAGGUGACAAGCGUCUUGCAGGUCGCAAGGUGGACGGCAAGGGUCAGAUUUGGGGUGACGAUGGUAAAAUCAUCGGACGCGCUGAGUUGAUCCCGGGCGCUGAGCAACACAAGGCCGAGGGUCCAUUCUUCGGAUUUGACAAUGCUGAAGUUGGCAAGGACGGCGUUGUCGUCGAUGCUGGCCGUAUCAUCGGACGUCUCAUUGAAGGCGAUGCUAAGCGCCUCCUUGGUCGCAAGGUUGAUGAGGAUGGUGAUGUUGUGGACAAGAAUGGCAACACCAUCGGUAAAGCCGAGCGCUGGGAACCCGAGGAGAAAGCCCGCGACAUCAACCCUAUGUCUGGCCGCAAGGUCAACAAGGAGGGUGAAGUUCGCGAUGCCGAUGGAAACCUCAUUGGCAAGCUCACUUCUGGUAACCUGGCUACCCUUGUGGGCAAGUCGAUUGACGACAACGGCUACGUUGUUGACAACGAAGGCAACAAGAUUGGCGAGUGUACUCUUCUAGAGCACAUCCCUGAACCCGAGCCCGAAGUUGAGGAAGAACCCGAAGUUGAGGAGGAGGGCCCAUCACCCGAGGAGCUAGAGGCUCAAGCCAAGGCUGAGCAUGACCGCCAGCUGGCCGAGAAGAUGAUCCAUAUUCUUCGACAGACCUUGGAUCAGGUCAAGCCUAUUUGCGACAUGAUCACUGAGAAAGUUGAAAAGGCCGACCGUACUCCCAAGGAUGAACUUGAUGAGGAGAAGUUGGUCAAGGAUGUCAAGCCCUUGCUAGAGCAGGGAGGCAAGAUCCUCCAAGAGUGCAAUGGCGCUAUCCGCGCCCUUGACCCCGAUGGCCGCAUUGCUGCCACUGCCAAGGCCCGUGCUUCUUCGCGUGAUGCCACCCCCGAAGAGAACCAGCUGGCCGAUCUAAUUAAGACUCUGACCGAAACCGUCGUCAAGACGAUUGACAACGGAAAGCGACGAAUUGCCGACAUGCCUCAUGCCAAGAAGAAGCUCAGCCCUCUCUGGGCUCUCUUGUCCGAGCCAUUGUUCCAGAUCAUCGCCGCUGUUGGACUCCUUUUGAGCGGGGUUUUGACAUUGGUUGGUCGCCUGCUCGAUGGUCUUGGCUUGGGAGGAAUCCUGAAUGGCAUCCUCGGUGGAUUAGGCUUGGAUAAGCUGAUCAAUGGUUUGGGACUUGGUGGUCUCACGGAUGCCUUGGGAUUGGGAGGUAAAUAA
This is a messenger RNA of Penicillium verhagenii, 3576 nucleotides long. RefSeq names its product LEA domain protein. The record is from RefSeq and is a predicted model, not a curated record. The transcript is spliced from 2 exons. NCBI's taxonomy places the organism in Eukaryota, Fungi, Ascomycota, Eurotiomycetes, Eurotiales, Aspergillaceae. The coding region runs from base 1 to 3576 and encodes 1191 amino acids.